This is a messenger RNA of Tyto alba (common barn owl), 4052 nucleotides long. RefSeq names its product zinc finger CCCH-type containing 12A (gene ZC3H12A). Lineage: Eukaryota; Metazoa; Chordata; Aves; Strigiformes; Tytonidae. The transcript is spliced from 6 exons. Gene Ontology annotation, cellular component: nucleus; cytoplasmic ribonucleoprotein granule. Bases 222 to 2066 code for a protein of 614 amino acids. The record is from RefSeq and is a predicted model, not a curated record. Gene Ontology annotation, biological process: 3'-UTR-mediated mRNA destabilization; nuclear-transcribed mRNA catabolic process, RNase MRP-dependent. Gene Ontology annotation, molecular function: mRNA binding; RNA endonuclease activity; metal ion binding.
CGCGUUGGCGCUGCCCGGGCCCCGGUAUAAAGCGGCGGCCGCCGCCCGGCCCGCUCCGGCCCCAUGGCGACGCGGCGGCGGCCCCUGGGCGGCAGGCCGGUCCGCGGCGUGAGCGGAGGCCGCGAGUCCCCCGCGGGGCGCCGUGAGCGCGGGCGGCGUCUCCCCCGAGCCGGGCUGGCCUGAGGCGCGCCCGGCCGCCCGCCGCCCGGCCCGCAGCCAGGAUGAGCGCGGAGCCGCCCCGGGAGGAGCCCCGCGGCAGCGCCGAGAUGCAGCUGAAGGUGGAUUUCUUCCGCAAGCUGGGCUACUCCUCGGAGGAGAUCCACGUCGUGCUGCAGAAGCUCGGCCUGGACGCCGACACCAACGCGGUGCUGGGGGAGCUGGUGAAGCACGGCCCGGCCGAGCGGGAGGGCGCCGAGGCCCCGCCGGAGGCCAAGGAGGCCCCGCUGGUGCCGCGGGGGGGGGCGGCCAACAAGCCCCCCGCGCCCGGGCCGCCCCCGGAGGAGCCGGAGGGCGAGAACCUGAAGCCCAUCGUCAUCGAUGGCAGCAACGUGGCCAUGAGCCAUGGAAAUAAAGAAGUGUUCUCCUGCCGAGGUAUCCUUCUGGCUGUCCAGUGGUUUUGGGACAGGGGACACAAGGACAUUACAGUCUUUGUGCCAUCUUGGAGGAAGGAGCAGCCUCGACCAGAUGUACUUAUAACAGACCAGUACAUUCUCCGUGACCUUGAAAAGAAGAAAAUUCUGGUCUUCACUCCUUCCAGGCGGGUUGGAGGCAAGCGUGUUGUCUGUUAUGAUGAUCGAUUCAUUGUGAAACUGGCACAUGAGUCUGAUGGCAUUGUGGUUUCCAACGAUACUUAUCGGGACCUGCAGAAUGAGCGUCCUGAGUGGAAGAAAUUCAUUGAGGAGCGUCUGCUGAUGUAUUCCUUUGUUAAUGACAAGUUUAUGCCUCCAGAUGAUCCCUUAGGGCGACAUGGCCCCAGCCUGGAUAACUUCCUUAGAAAGAAACCUGUGGUGCCAGAACACAAGAAACAACAGUGCCCUUAUGGGAAGAAAUGCACUUAUGGAAUUAAGUGUAAAUUCUACCACCCCGAAAGGAUCAAUCAGCCCCAGCGCUCAUUAGCUGAUGAACUCCGAGCCAAUGCAAGGUUGUCUCCUACCAGAAGUACCAGUGUCAAGGAGGAGAAAAAGGGCAAAAGAGGUUCCCAGGCAGAGCUCUUGUGCUCUGUGCCCACAGAGAGUGAUAAAAGCUCUUUGCAGAAGGUCUCUGCAGAGAGGAAAAGCUUGUCCCACAAAGCGAAGCCCAGCGAUGUUCCACUUCAGGUCAAAGGCUGUGUGUCAGGCAGUGUCCCCCCCAGCAGCGGGAGCCAUAGGUCCUCUGACAGGUACCAGCAGCCUCAGAUGGACUCUCUGUCUUAUAUCUCUCAGGAGCAUUUUGACUCGGGCAUUGGGUCUCUGGAGAACCAACUGUCUGACAUGUGGCCUUACAGAUCUACCAGUCACUGUGAUCAUUCCCAUGCUGAUCAGGUGGCAGUUUGCACCUGCAGUAGGCAGAGACCUGUCUACCCACAUUCUCCCAGCUUAGAGCAAAACGGUCUGGUCUCUUACAAGCCUGGCUCCAAUAAAUCUUCCUCCUCUGGUGCUAGCUUCUUGCAGUAUAGCCCUGAGAUAACUCACUCAGGACCGUCUCACUCUUUCUCAGGCUAUGGAGUGCCUGUGCACCCAGCCAGUGCUGGGCAAUACAGUCUGCCCAACGAGUUCAGUGCCCCUCCACCCCACUCGCGCGAGUACUGGUCUGAACCGUACCCGCUGCCGCCGCCUCAGGUGAGAUCCACCGGUGUGCGAGAUCCUCGCUCAGCACAGAGAGCCCCCGGGCCCGCCUACGGGGACUCCUGCCAGUGGGCUGUGUCUGACCAGUUUGCAGAGGAGCGGGCCAACGUGCACGUCAAGCUGUGUGGCAUAUUCCACCCCCAUUUAGUCGAUGCUGUGAUGAGCCGUUUCCCGCGGCUGCUGGACCCCCAGAGGCUUGCUGCAGAGAUCCUGACGUACAAGUCUCAGAACCCGGGUCUCUGAGGCGGGUGCUGAGGGCGGCCAGGCAGGUGAGGAGCUUGAGGGGCGAUGUUUGUGCUGUAGCUGCUGUAGAUGCCUUUGGGGGGCUCCCCCUUAUUCCUUGGAAGUACUGGGCUCCACGGGGAGGCUAUACGAGGUGUGGUAUGCACACAGCAAAUUCUGGUCUAGACAUGGCAGCGUGCCCCUGGGAGGUGAGAGCACCGCAGGGUCCCUUCAUCCCCAGGGGCUGCUGAAGAGGCUCUGGGUGCCCAACAGGAGAAGAGGCUGCAGCUUCAGAGCAGGAUUUUGCCUUCGGGGUUGCAUGGCGAGUCAGGCACACCCUAAAUUCUUGCGGUUAUUCAGAACUGAUUGCGACCUUACCCCUCCCGCCUGCUUCAGUUUCGAGAUGGCUUUAGCAUCUUAUCAGGUAGCUGGAGGGAGGACUGCCAGGGGGCUUGUGAAAGAUAAGGGGGUGAUACCUUUGCAGUGGUGCGAGGCUUAUUUGUGAAGACUGAAAUGCAUUGUCAAGACUGUUCUUAGCCCUUAACUAAGCCUCUUUACUAAACCCUACCAUGCAGAACUGUGGAAAAUGCUGGGUUACAAAUCUAGUAUGAAGCUAGGUUUAGCUGACAUCAGUUUGGUUCUAUUGGUGCACUUCAGUGAUGCUUUCCAUACCCUUCCCACUUAAGCCCACCUUCCUGAGAUGAGGUAGCUCUCCAGUACGCAGCGCAAGGGCUUAGCAAGCUGCUCAGCUGCCAGACACCUGGGGGGGGGGGGCUGGGAGCGCAGGCCCUUCCCUGGUGAGGGGCCUGAUGCUGCUCCAAGGCUGCGUGCGAGUGGUGGUUGGCGCGGGCUGGAAAAUGCAGUUGUCGGGACACGUGGUUGACCACGCUGCUGGUGCUGCUCUAAAGCAUUGCCCUUGCCUGCUAACCUGUCUCAGGCUAUCUCUGCCCAGCACCGACAGGGACUCGUGACGUUGUGCCUCUUGUGCCUUUUGUUUUCAGACAGCAAUAGUUUUCAGCGUUCAGUAGAACAGCUGUAGUCGUGUUUGGACUGCUGCUGGUACUGCUUCUGAUGAAUCCUUAAUAUUUUUCCCUGUAAAGCUGUUGCUUCACCUUUCUUCUUACUAACGUUUUCCUGUCCCCUUCAGCUUUAUCAGACUAUAGCAGCAUCCAAAAAUGUAGAAUAUGAUUUAUUUGGUAACACUGUUCCCACUUUCCCUCUUACUCAGUAAGAUGUUUUUUACUGUAGAUACUGUAACAGAUUUUAAAUAUGCAAAACCAAUUGCUGUAGUAAUUGGUUCUGGUCCUGGAAUUUCAUUGUGCUUAGAAUGCAAAGAUGUUUCUUGCACUUGCAGGCCAGAAGCAGUUGAUUUGUUGAUACACAUUGUAUCUGUGUGUUUUGUUACGUUUUUAAAAUACGUCCAUCUUGUGGUUAAACCAAGGUUGUGGAGUGGCAAAUUGUGAAGGGGAGUGUGGAAUACAGCUGUUCCUGAGAUCCCUCCUCAGGAGCGGUUUUGUCUCUCUCUGUUCUUCCCUCUGACUGUCCAAGGAGUUAUCUACCCAGACUGGCACCAUGUGCCACAAAAACCACAGGGACACAGAAACCUGUAUACCUGGUUAAUUAUGAUACAUUACAAAUUAGUAAUGUUUCAUGUUAGUAAGCAAAAUGCUUCUUAAUUUUAAGUAACCUGAUACUUUGCAUACUUGUAAAUUACAGGAAAAAUGGUUUUUAAUGUUAUUGUCCAGCAACUUGCUGCUUGAUGCUGUUUUUAAUUAGUACUAUUCUUGACUCAGGCAUUGUGUUACUUGGCAUGGUGUUUUUUGUUGUUCUGGUGAAAUGCUUCUCUUGCAAUCAGAAGAUUAACAUUUUAUACUCACAAGCUGACACUUUACUGAACUUUCUGUAUCAUUAUGCAGUAUAUAGUUUAUGUACUGAAUGGAGGCAGCCGUGUGAAAGCCAUGGCAAAGUAAGAACUUGUGUUAUAUAAAUAAAAACUGCUGAGUUGAA